AUGGCGAUCCUCUAUGCCUUGGUUGCCAGAGGCACGGUGGUUCUGGCGGAGUUCAGUGCCGUCACCGGCAACACAGGCGCCGUCGCUCGUCGGUUACUCGAGAAGCUUCCUACCAAAUCGGAUUCCAGACUUUGCUUCUCUCAAGAUAGAUAUAUCUUCCACAUACUCCGAUCCGAUGGCCUCGCGUACCUUUGUAUGGCCAACGACACCUUCGGAAUUAGUUCAUCUAUUAAGAGAUUCAAUUGUGUUGCGGAGAGGUGUUCUUCAGAGGUUUUUCUGGCUUCUGUUGAGUGUUUGGAACUGAUCAGGCUUGAUACUGCAAAUUAUGCAACCGCGUUAGAAGCAGAAUCAAACAGAGGCUUCAUUCAAUUGGCAUCUGAGGAACAUGGUAAAAGGGAGAAGAACAAACCAGUGAUGCUAACUGGAUUAAUGGACAAUCAUUGGAAGGCUUGCACUGAUUGGGUUAACCCUAAUGGAAAACCUAAUCUCCAAUUUUUCUCCACUCAUUUUGGUUCCUCCAAAGUUCAGGUUGCAGACUGUGAUACCAGAGAUUUUACUGAUCAAAAAAGGGAGGACAUGUUGGUUUCCGAUUUCGUUCGACUUUGCUUUAAAUAUGAAGGUUCUGCAGUUCAGUGCAGUAAUCAAAUUGGUGUAAGUAAUGGUGACUCUGCAUCUGUACCGUAUUUGAAGGAUUGGCAUUUUGUGAAGGAGUAUCCUGAUUACGUACCAUACAUCACUCCGAUGUUCUUUUGUGAUGAUUGGCUCAACUUGUAUCUCGAUAACUUUAGAAUGAAUACUUAUUCCGACAGAGACCAGCAAAAUAAGGAAAUAUGUUGUUCUGACUAUCGUUUUGUUUACAUGGGAGUAAAAGGAUCUUGGACUCCUCUACAUGCUGAUGUUUUCAGAGCAGCUCCGAAGGCUCUUCAAAUUGAUGAAGAUGGUGAGAAAAUCAGAUAG
Molecule: messenger RNA, 957 nt
Organism: Vicia faba (fava bean)
Lineage: Eukaryota; Viridiplantae; Streptophyta; Magnoliopsida; Fabales; Fabaceae
Source: the annotation of a GenBank genome assembly